GAUCAAAGUGGACAAUAUAAAUGUAAAAUGGGGCAAACUUUAACUGUACCCUAUUUUUUAACUGUGGUACCGUCGAACGAGUCCAAUUUUAUACAAGUUCAUACGAAAGAAUCUGGGAAACAACCUCAACCAACACCACCAGAAGAAAUAGAAGAUUAUAAUCUCAUAAUAGACACUGAAUGGGGACAAUGGUCCAGCUGUAGUACUUGCGAUGAAGUUGGCAAGAAACAUAAAAUAGGAUACUGUGUAAUUUUAUUGUCCGAAAAGCAUUCACAUACGCCAGAACACAUUCAGGAUGGCGUGCAGUUAUUAAAGGUGUUUCAAUACGGCAUCCCCUGUAAUUCACAUCUAUUGCCCAACUCAAUCAAAUCCCUACCGCAAGUAGAAAAGAGAAAAAAUGAACUUCUGAUAGGAUAUUGUAAGAGCGUAUGCCCAAAACCGGUAAUUUUCGAAAUCAUAGACAGAAAUGGCAACGUUAUUGAGGCUGCAAAUAACUCGGAUGGGGUGUACUCCUUUGCGCAGGGUCCCCCACCGGUGGAGCCCGAAGUUCAGAGGACAUUGAUUUAUGCUUCUAGAGAAAAUUCUGUUGAAAUAGCAUGUCCCGGAUCGUUAAAUAAUGACGCGCCAAUGUUGUGGCAGAUAGGAAAUUUAAAUGUCGUCCCUGAACUAUUAAAUAGGGAAUCAAAUGGACGAAUAUUUGUCAGUAUUAAUGACAAAAUACAUAUCAAAAAAGCUCUCGUCCAUGACAGCAACUAUUACAGUUGUUGGCAAAAUGGCGAAUUGGCCGGAGUUGUUCAACUGGUGGUUGAAAGGAGGAUUCAAAUGAAUUUUAACCACCAUAUAAUGCUAUUUGGAAUAAUUAUCAUUUUGUCUACGUUCAUUUACGUUUUAGCAAAGGCGUUUGUAGGAAGAAAACAUUCAAAAAUGGGUUUACAAUAUACACCAAAGACACCAAAAAAUGAUUUAAAAGAAUAAUAAAUAAGAAUAAAAAAUAAAAUUGUAUUAAUAACAAAAAAUAUUUCAAUAAAAUUUAUUUUUACAGAA
Messenger RNA from Aethina tumida (small hive beetle), 1044 nucleotides. RefSeq lists its product as uncharacterized. The coding region runs from base 28 to 975 and encodes 315 amino acids. NCBI's taxonomy places the organism in Eukaryota, Metazoa, Arthropoda, Insecta, Coleoptera, Nitidulidae. The record is from RefSeq and is a predicted model, not a curated record. The transcript is spliced from 5 exons.